GAUGCCCAUUUCUUUCAAUCCGUCCACUCUGUGCUGCACUGGAGAGUCUAUGCGAAGUUUCCGGCUCGACUGAGCUUAAAGUUACUUACUGCAGCAAUGCUUCUGACUUCUCGGGCCGGACGGUAUUCACUCAUGUGCCUCCUUAAUCACUUCUCACCAGGCGACAGUCAUGGCCACUGAUACCACCAAUGAUAGUAACAAGCGCAGCUACACAAUUGCAGUACUACCAGGAGAUGGAAUCGGUCUCGAAGUGACUCCUCCUGCCUUACGUUGCCUCGAAGCUGCAGCCAGCCGUUUCGGCUUCACACUAAACUUCCGGCAUUACGAAUGGGCGUCCUGCGAUUAUUACCUCAAGCACGGCAAGAUGCUACCUGACGAUUGGAAGUCACUCCUCCAACAAUGCGACGCAAUUUACUUCGGAGCAGUCGGUGACCCAGCUCGCGUCCCAGAUCAUAUUUCAUUGUGGGGCAGCCUUCUCCGCUUCCGUCGCGAAUUUGAUCAAUUUAUUAAUUUACGCCCGUGUCGCCUCAUGCGUGGGGUGCCGUCACCGCUUGCAAAUGCAAGACCAGGGUCAAUUGAUUUCUUGACGGUGCGAGAGAACACCGAGGGAGAGUACUCUUCUAUUGGUGGAAAGAUAUUUGAGGGCACGGAGCGGGAGACGGUCAUUCAGGAUACGGUGUUCACUCGGGUAGGAGUCGACCGGGUUAUACGAUUUGCGUUUGAACGUGCACGAGCACGACCUGCGAAGAAACUUACAAGCGCGACGAAGAGUAAUGGAAUUAGUAUCACUAUGCCCUAUUGGGACGAACGAGUCGCGGAAAUCGCAAAAGAAUACCCAGACAUCAAGGUAGAUAAAUACCAUAUCGACAUCCUUUGUGCACAUUUCGUCUUGCGGCCGCACAUAUUCGACGUCGUCGUCGGGUCAAACCUCUUCGGCGACAUCCUCUCCGAUCUCGGACCAGCUUGUACAGGCACCAUCGGGAUCGCACCUUCGGCGAACCUGAACCCGGUCGCCAAGCGCUCAGACAAGGAGUGGAUGCCCUCACUUUUCGAGCCUGUUCAUGGUAGCGCGCCGGAUAUCGCUGGAAAGGGCAUAGCGAAUCCUGUAGGUAUGAUAUGGGCUGGUCAGAUGAUGCUGGAGCAUCUGGGCGAAACGGAAGCAGCUGCAGCGGUGCUAGCUGCCAUAGAGAAUGUCCUCGGUGAUGCCCAGGAUAGAUUGAAGCAAGGGGGUGAGGAUUUAUUGACCCCUGAUAUGGGUGGAAAAGGGACGACGGAGGUCUUGGGAAAAGCUAUCGAGAAAGCGAUCAGCUUGUAGUCGGAUGCCUAGUAGAAGAUGACGAGCACAUACUCGUCCCAAGAGCUACAUGAAUAAAGUCAAUAAAGCAACUCCAUCUGAGGGUAUGCCGUCGAGCUGUUUGCCCCUCCAAUCAUAUCUGUUAUAAAUCUGUAAAAGCGGUGUGCUAUUCUGUACUUCAGAUUCCCAAGUUAGCCAAUGCACAGCUUAUCCGAA
Fomitiporia mediterranea MF3/22 is the source of this 1510-nucleotide messenger RNA. Its product is annotated as tartrate dehydrogenase. The transcript has a single exon. Gene Ontology annotation, molecular function: NAD binding; oxidoreductase activity, acting on the CH-OH group of donors, NAD or NADP as acceptor; magnesium ion binding. NCBI's taxonomy places the organism in Eukaryota, Fungi, Basidiomycota, Agaricomycetes, Hymenochaetales, Hymenochaetaceae. Bases 170 to 1315 code for a protein of 381 amino acids. The record is from RefSeq and is a predicted model, not a curated record.